Chironomus riparius is the source of this 1539-nucleotide messenger RNA. Lineage: Eukaryota; Metazoa; Arthropoda; Insecta; Diptera; Chironomidae. The record is from the annotation of a GenBank genome assembly.
AUGAAAUAUUUGUAUUUUUUCGUGAUUUUUUGUGCAUUAAUUUACACAGCUGAGUCUGGGAAUAUUCUCGCGAUAUUUCAAUUUCCUUAUUUCAGUCAUCAAAGAUUUCACCAGACAGUUUUGCAAAUACUAUUGGAUGAAGGACAUACAGUGACUGUUUUUUCGACACAUCCACAUGAUUAUAAGGAUCAUCCGAAUGUGACACAAUAUGUCUUUGAGGACUCAAUCAAAAUUCAUAAAAAGUACACAGACAUGCUGAUGUAUAGGAAGAAAAAAUUGCAUUACAGUCAAAUUUUAAUACAGCAUGAAGCUAGAGCUUACUUUGAGGCUGCAGAGCAUGAAUUAAGUCAUCCAGAGCUACAGAAAAUGAUUACAAACACCAGUGCCUAUCAAUUUGAUCUUGUUAUAGCUGAAUGUGUCGUGUGUACUUCCUUUUUAUUUGCUGAAGUUUAUGACUGUCCAGUCGCAAUAGUAAGUGCCAUUGAUGCACCAUACAUGAUUCAUAAUAUGAUGGGAAAUGACAUCAAUCCAUUCAAAUAUGCAGAAUCGCUAUUCUUGCCUUACAUCCAUGGAGAAAUGACAAUUUUACAGAUGGUUGAUUCCUUAAUGUUUCAAUUAUUUUAUGAGUUUAUAUUCAAUUGUGUCCAUAUCUACAAUAAUGUGAGGAUGAAUUAUAAUCACUUCUCACAUUUAGGUUUGAGUACUGCAAAGUCACCAAAUCAUCGAAUUUCAUUGCUUAUGACAAACACUAAUCAAGCAUUUGGUCAUGUUCGAGCAACAAUGCCGCAUACUAUUCAAAUUGGAUAUACACAUGUUGAGGAACCAAAAGAAAUAACUGAUUUGGAGUUGAAAGACUUUUUGGAUAAGUCAAGCAAUGGAGUUAUUAUUAAAGCUCUUGGAUCCACUGUCAAUACAAAAAGCUUGGGAAUUGAAAAUGUCAAAAAGUUCCUCAAAGUAUUCAGUAAGACUAAUAUGAGUGUUUUAUGGAAGCUUGACGAGGUUGAGGAAGGUCUUGAAAUUCCUCCUAAUGUGAAAAUUGUGUCAUGGUUGCCACUUUCUGAUGCUUUAGCACAUCCUAAUGUAAAGCUGCUGAUCUUCCAUGGUGGAAUAUUUACAGCAUAUGAAGCUAUUGACAGAGGAGUUCCAAUGAUCACAUUCCCAUUAGCAUAUGAUCAAUUCACGAAUGCACGUCUAAUGGCUCAUAAAGGAAUCGCAAUGGAAAUGGAUUUGAAUAGUUUUGAAGACUCGGAGUUGACGUCAGCGAUUCAGGAAAUGACAAAACCAAAAUAUGCAGCAAAUGUGAGAGAAAUGCGGUCAUUAGCAUACGAUCAGCCGAUCAACAAUCGAGAUCUCAUAGUUUGGCAUGUUAAUAAUGCUAUAAAGCACAAACUAUAUUAUGCAAGAGAUUUUGGUAAUUUUAGUUAUUUUGGAACACCGUUGAAGCAGUGUUUCGUCUAUUUUGCUGCUUUUGUGCUAUUAAUUAUUUAUCUUGUCAGACGAAAGUUUAAAAAAGUUGACGAAAAAUUAAAAAAACUGUAA